UUGGUCAUUUCAACGCGGCAAAAAUGAGCGCAGAAGCGUCUUUUCGUGUGAACCCGGCGUCAGCCAUUUUGUGGAAUAUCGAAAAAGUGAUUGAAAUUAAUUAUUAUCCAGCCGCACUGCCGCGAUCAUUAUUUAUUUUGGACCAGGGCGGCUGAAGUAGCACAAUGUAUUUGUAUAAUUUGACUCUGCAAGGCUCUACAGCCAUAACACAUGCCGUCCACGGUAAUUUUUCGGGCACGAAGCAGCAGGAGAUUAUCAUAUCCAGGGGCAAGACCUUGGAACUCCUGAGACCGGAUCCCAACACCGGCAAAGUGCACACGCUGAUGAAGGUGGAAAUAUUUGGAGUCGUGAGGUCUAUUAUGUCCUUCCGAUUGACCGGCGGCACUAAAGAUUACAUUGUUGUUGGCUCCGACUCUGGCCGCAUCGUUAUCUUAGAGUACAUACCAGCCAAAAAUAUAUUGGAGAAGGUGCAUCAAGAGACGUUUGGCAAAUCAGGAUGCCGAAGAAUAGUGCCAGGACAAUACUUGGCUAUAGAUCCAAAGGGUCGAGCGGUAAUGAUUGGUGCAAUUGAGAAACAGAAGCUUGUAUAUAUUCUGAAUAGAGAUGCUGAGGCCCGGCUUACAAUUUCAUCACCAUUGGAAGCUCACAAAUCAAACACUCUUGUUUACCACAUGGUUGGUGUAGAUGUCGGGUUUGAGAACCCCAUGUUUGCUUGCCUGGAGAUAGACUAUGAAGAGGCCGACUCGGAUCCUACAGGUGAGGCUGCCCAAAAGACGCAACAGACAUUAACAUUUUAUGAAUUGGAUCUUGGAUUAAAUCAUGUAGUGAGAAAAUACUCUGAACCAUUGGAAGAACACGCUAACUUCUUAAUAACAGUUCCCGGGGGCAAUGAUGGGCCGUCGGGUGUACUUAUUUGCUCAGAAAACUACCUAACAUACAAGAAUUUGGGAGACCAGCAUGACAUAAGAUGUCCCAUACCUCGACGGAGAAAUGAUUUGGACGAUCCAGAGAGAGGCAUGAUUUUUGUAUGUUCUGCUACACACAAGACAAAGACCAUGUUCUUUUUCCUGGCCCAAACAGAGCAGGGUGAUAUAUUUAAGAUUACAAUUGAGACUGAUGAUGACAUGGUCACGGAGAUUAAGCUGAAAUACUUUGACACUGUUCCCGUUGCUACGUCCAUGUGUGUCUUAAAAACUGGUUUUCUCUUUGUAGCCAGUGAAUUUGGCAACCAUUACCUAUAUCAAAUAGCUCACUUGGGUGAUGAGGAUGAUGAGCCAGAGUUCAGCUCGGCCAUGCCUUUGGAGGAGGGAGACACAUUCUUCUUUGCCCCUCGCCCUCUGAGGAACUUGGUUCUUGUGGAUGAACUAGAUUCUCUAUCACCUAUAUUAGCAUGCCAUGUCGCUGACUUGGCUGGUGAGGACACACCUCAAGUGUAUUUGGCGUGCGGUCGAGGCCCCAGGUCAUCAUUGCGAGCUCUAAGACAUGGUCUAGAAGUGGCCGAGAUGGCUGUGUCGGAACUGCCAGGGUCCCCUAAUGCUGUGUGGACUGUACGAAGACAUAAAGAUGAUGAGUUUGAUUCUUACAUCAUAGUAUCAUUCGUGAAUGCCACCCUAGUCCUGUCUAUCGGUGAGACUGUAGAGGAAGUGACGGACUCUGGUUUCUUGGGAACGACUCCGACGCUGAGUUGUCAUGCCCUAGGCAGCGAUGCUCUCGUACAAGUGUAUCCAGAUGGUAUUCGACACAUUCGCUCAGAUAAGCGUGUCAACGAAUGGAAAGCCCCCGGCAAGAAGUCGAUCGUCAAAUGCGCCGUGAACCAAAGACAAGUUGUCAUUGCCCUGACUGGAGGAGAACUUGUUUACUUUGAGAUGGACCCUACUGGCCAGUUGAAUGAGUAUACGGAGCGGAAGAAGCUGUCAUCGGAUGUGUCUUGUAUGGCUCUUGGGUCUGUGGCUUCUGGUGAGCAGAGAGCCUGGUUCCUUGCUGUGGGGCUGGUGGACAAUACCGUCAGAAUCAUAUCCUUGGACCCAGCUGAUUGUCUAGCGCCGAGAUCCAUGCAAGCUUUACCUGCAAGUCCAGAAUCUCUAUGUAUUGUAGAUCAACCUUUCGAGUCUGGUGCAAAAUCAGCUCUCCACUUGAACAUUGGACUCAACAAUGGAGUACUUUUGAGGACCACUUUGGAUUCUGUUAGCGGAGACUUGGCUGAUACCAGGACAAGGUACCUUGGUUCACGUCCUGUGAAACUGUUCAAAGUAAGAGUGCAGUCUGCAGAGGCAGUUUUAGCAGUUUCGUCAAGAACCUGGCUGGGUUAUCAAUAUCAAAAUCGGUUCCAUCUCACACCGCUGUCUUAUGAGUGCCUCGAAUAUGCUGCUGGUUUUAGUUCAGAACAAUGUACGGAGGGUAUAGUCGCAAUUUCAUCUAACACCUUAAGAAUUCUGGCUCUGGAGAAACUUGGUGCUGUAUUCAAUCAGACAAAUGUGCAGUUGGAAUAUACGCCUAGAAAAUUCCUUAUCAAUACAGACAACAACCAAAUUAUAGUACUAGAAACAGACCACAACUCUUAUACAGAAGAAAUGAAGAAACAGAGAAGGGUACAGAUGGCACAAGAAAUGAAAGAGGCGGCGGCAGGCGGGGCUCCGGAAGAGCAGCAAUUAGCUAAUGAAAUGGCUGACUCUUUCCUCUCUGAUGUCUUGCCAGAAAACAUAUUUUCCUCUCCAAAAGCUGGAGCAGGUAUGUGGGCGUCACAGAUUCGUGUAGUAGACAUGAAUGCUAACGGACAACCCAGUACAGUCUUCAAACUGCCGCUAGAACAGAACGAAGCGGCAGUGUCGUGCUGUAUCAUCAGAUGGUCAGCGCACACCGAACAUGCAGUACCACAUUUGGUAGUUGGUGUAGCUAAAGACAUGGUGUUGUCCCCAAGAUCGUGUACUGAAGGAAGCUUACAUGUUUAUAAGAUCUACACAACUGGUAAACUAGAGUUAGUACACAAGACGCCGAUUGACGAGUACCCUGGUGCAUUAGCCGCGUUUAAUGGUAAACUAUUAGCCGGCGUCGGCAGAAUGCUCCGAUUGUAUGACAUCGGCAGAAGAAAACUGCUAAGAAAAUGCGAGAACAGACACAUUCCAAAUCUUAUUGCCGAUAUAAAGACAAUUAGGCAGAGGGUUUUCGUAUCUGAUGUCCAGGAAUCUGUGUUCUGUGUAAAGUAUAAGAAGAGGGAGAACCAAUUGAUCAUAUUCGCUGAUGAUACCAACCCCAGGUGGAUAACUAAUAGCUGUAUAUUAGAUUACGAUACGGUCGCCAUGGCUGACAAGUUUGGGAACAUCGCUAUAAUGAGACUGCCUCAAUCCAUAUCUGAUGAUGUGGACGAAGAUCCAACGGGAAAUAAAGCGCUCUGGGAUAGAGGUCUGUUGAACGGUGCGUCGCAGAAAGGGGAUAUAACAGUGAACUUCCACAUUGGUGAAACUGUGACGUCACUGCAAAGAGCUACCUUGAUACCUGGUGGUUCUGAAGCACUGUUGUACGCUACUGUCAGCGGUUCUCUCGGAGUUCUACUGCCUUUCACCUCACGAGAAGACCACGACUUCUUCCAACAUCUAGAAAUGCAUAUGAGAAGCGAAAACUCACCUCUAUGCGGCCGAGACCAUCUGUCCUUUAGAAGCUACUAUUAUCCGGUCAAAAACGUGAUAGACGGAGACCUGUGUGAGCAGUUCAACUCCCUGGAGCCGGCCAAGCAGAAGGCGAUAGCAGGAGACCUGGAGAGAACGCCGGCUGAGGUCUCCAAGAAACUAGAAGAUAUAAGAACUAGAUAUGCAUUCUAAGAAUAAAGCCAGAAUUGAAAGUAAA
Molecule: messenger RNA, 3840 nt
Organism: Aricia agestis (brown argus)
Lineage: Eukaryota; Metazoa; Arthropoda; Insecta; Lepidoptera; Lycaenidae
Gene: Sf3b3
Product: splicing factor 3B subunit 3
Exons: 16
Coding region: 165-3815 (1216 amino acids)
Biological process (GO): mRNA splicing, via spliceosome
Cellular component (GO): U2 snRNP; nucleus
Molecular function (GO): protein binding; U2 snRNA binding
Source: RefSeq, a predicted model, not a curated record